Anopheles marshallii is the source of this 2250-nucleotide messenger RNA. RefSeq names its product annulin-like. Gene Ontology annotation, molecular function: protein-glutamine gamma-glutamyltransferase activity. The transcript has 4 exons. The record is from RefSeq and is a predicted model, not a curated record. Gene Ontology annotation, biological process: peptide cross-linking. Bases 1 to 2250 code for a protein of 749 amino acids. Lineage: Eukaryota; Metazoa; Arthropoda; Insecta; Diptera; Culicidae.
AUGGGUUCCAAGUCAAACCCUUACGCCUACAGAAUAUGGCCGCCACGCAAAGCGCCGACGAACAGUACGAUCAAGGACGUGCUGCAGAUCGAUACGAUCGAUCUGUGCUUUGAUGAAAAUGGGAAAUCCUUCCACACGAGCUCUUACGAAAUGAUGGCGAAAUCGCGUCCAACCAAACGACCCCGACAGCUGGUCGUAAGACGGGGCGCACCAUUCACCGUGCGGUUGCUUUGCAGCCGCAGGUUUGAUCCGUCCGUCGACACGAUGGUGUUAGUGUUCAGGGUGCUUCCCUUUGCUUCGGAUAGGGCUUGUUUUGGAAGCGGAACCGAGACGUACGUGUUGGUGCAUCCGGACAAUACUCUGCCAAAGACGGAAGAUGGGGAGCCGAUGGACGACUGGGGAGCCGUGCUGGUGGGAAGUAAGGAUUUGCCGAAAGGUAGGGUAGAGUUGACGCUGAGCGUUACAACGCCAUCCUAUGCGCCGGUAGCACGGUGGACGAUACAAUUUCACACCCGGCUGGACACGACCGAUGCGAAAAUGGAAGUAGCGAUAAAGGAAUACAUGUACGUGCUGUACAAUCCCUGGUGUAAAGCAGAUCCGGUGUACAUGGAAGAUGAAGCUAGCAAGGAGGAGUACGUCUUGAACGAUAGUACACUGAUUUGCAAACCAUCGAGCAAGGAUUUUCGCAUGCACAGCUGGUACUUGGGUCAGUAUGAGCCGGACGUGCUCGACUGUGCGCUGUUCAUCUUGUCGGAGGUUGGCAAAGUGAAGGCAGCUUCAUCCGGCAAUCCGAUGCUCGUUACCAGAGCACUAAGCGGUGCACUAAGCAGUGCGAGCGGGUACGGUGUAUUGCAAGGAAAUUGGACCGGAAACUACAGCCAGGGUACACCGCCAACUUCCUGGAGCGGUUCGGUGAAGAUACUGCAGGAGUUCUACAGCACGGCAGCAACAGUCAAAUACGGUCAGUGCUGGGUGUUCGCUGGUCUGUUAUCGAGUGUUUGCCGCGCGAUCGGCAUACCGAGUCGAGUGAUCACCAACUUCGAUUCUGCCGGUGAUCACGAUGCGUCGCUUUCGAUUGACUACUACGUGGAUGACACGGAUAAUACGGCCAGCGACAUGACGGUCGAUUCGAUCUGGAACUAUCACGUCUGGAAUGAGGUGUGGAUGAAGCGGAAAGAUCUGCAAAACCCCAUCCUGGACGGUUGGCAGGUGGUUGAUGCCACUCCGCAGAAUAUUUCCGACGGCAUGUACAAGUGUGGCCCGUGUCCGGUCGCUGCGAUCAAGCAGGGCCUCGUGCACAUACCGUACGAUGGUGAGUUUAUCUUCUCGGAGGUGAACGCCGACAUCAUCUAUUGGUCGAUUGGCAACGAUCAGAACUCGCCGAAACCGCUCGAGGUCAACACGAGCCAAAUCGGGCGGGACAUGAGCACGAAGGCGAUCGGGUCGAACAAUCGAGUGGACAUUACCGAACAGUACAAGUAUCCGGAAAAAUCGAAGGAAGAACGCGAGGUAAUGAAAGUGGCCAUGCAGUACAACUGUCAGCGCUUUACCAGUGCCGGGUUUUCGAAACACUUGCUCGACCACAUGGUGAGCACAAGGAAUGGCGUGGACGAAGUGAUAAAGCUGGAAAUAAAGUGUGACGAAGAGAUGGCCAUUGGUACGACCUUCAAGUUCGAGUUGAUCGUUACCAGUACCAGCGCCGAUCGUCCGGCCGAGGUAAGUGGCAAUCUGGUGCUGAAAGAUUCCGACUACACCGGGCGACACAUGGAAAUGCUGAAGAAGACACCGUUUACUGCCAAGCUGGAACCGCUGGAGUCGAAAACGAUCCUGGUGCUGCUGGAGUUUGACGAAUACCACAAAACCGUAUCGAACAAAACGAACAUCAAAGUGAUCUGUACGGCAAGGGUGGACGGUAGCGAUAAGACGUACUUUAAGAUGCAAAAUUUCCAACUCGCACCGCCAACGAUUGAGCUGACGCUGAUCGAGCACAGUGUGGCGGGCCCGAUCGCAAUACAGGUGGAUUUGCGGAAUCCGCUUCCGGUGCCUUUGACCCGCGGUCGCUUCACAGUGGAAGGAUCGCGCUUUACCGAUCCGUUUGUGAAAAAGUACGAUCUCAUCCCGGUCGGUGAAACAGUACAAUUUAUUUAUCCUAUAAAUUUAACGGUCAGAGGAAAAAUGACUGUGUCUGCAUCUUUUAUUUCCAACGAGCUGAAAAACGUACACGGAGAUCUGACGAUACAAAUACCUUAA